Corythoichthys intestinalis (scribbled pipefish) is the source of this 6570-nucleotide messenger RNA. RefSeq names its product secernin 2 (gene scrn2). Gene Ontology annotation, biological process: proteolysis. The record is from RefSeq and is a predicted model, not a curated record. Gene Ontology annotation, molecular function: dipeptidase activity; cysteine-type exopeptidase activity. Bases 4265 to 5527 code for a protein of 420 amino acids. Lineage: Eukaryota; Metazoa; Chordata; Actinopteri; Syngnathiformes; Syngnathidae. The transcript has 8 exons.
CUGCACAACCAGAAGUGGUGACCGCACCCUGAGAAAGAUUAUGGAGAAGGGCCGAUUCCAGACCUUGGGGGACUUGCAGAAACAGUGGACUGAGUCUGGAGUAAGACAUCCAGAGCCACCGUGCACUAGCGUGUGCUGGAAAUGGGCUACAGGUGCCGUAUUCCCCAGGUCAAGCCACUUUUGAACCUGAAACAGCGGCGGGAAGCGCCAGACCUGGGCUACAGAGAAGCAGCACUGGACUGUUGCUAAGUGGUCCAAAGUACUUUUUUCAGAUGAAAGCAAAUUUUGCAUGUGAUUCGGAAAUCAAGGUGCCAGAGUUUGGAAGAAGACUGGGGAGAAGGAAAUGCCAUAAUGCCUGAAGUCCAGUGUCAAGUACCCACAGGCAGUGAUGGUCUGGGGUGCCAUGUCAGCUGCUGGUGUUGGUCUACUGUGUUUUAUCAAGGGCAGGGUCCAUGCAGCUAGCUAUCAGGAGAUUUUGGAGCACUUUAUGCUUCCAUCUGCUGAAAAGCUUUAUGGAGGUUAAUUAUCCUGCAUGUACACUUUUUGCUGGGGACGGGACAUUGAUAAAACCAAACAGAUUGGGUGAACAGGGGUCAGGCAUGGGCGGGGUUUGACUUUUGUGGCGGCGGGGCAAUACAUGUUGAUUACCCCGAAAUUCAGUGUCAGCAAUAAAAUUAACUUACAAGAUAUAUGCUCGGAUGGUAGCUUAGCCUAUGCUCGUACAUACUGGCAUCCCAGCUGUGUGUGUGUUUGCGUGCGAGUGUGAGCGCAUGCGUUUUUCUGUCUUACCUAGUGGAGAAGUAGACGCAGCAUCCUUUUUGACUGAAUAUUCCAGCCAGAAUCUGUCCUCAGGUGGUUUUGACUAAGCAAAGCAAAUGGCUGUCUCUAAGGUGGCAGUCACAUGAUGUGUUCGAAAAAUAAUUUUGACCCAUUCUAAAAAUAUAUGUUUUGUUCAUUUUAUUCAUCUUUGUUGUUUGUUUUAUUGCUUUACAACUUUUAUAGACAAUAGUUUACUGGCAGUCUUGUUAUUAAAUUAAUAUAUAGGAAAGUCAAUUACAUGCAAUGACAUUUUCGGCCACUAGGGGGGCAAUGACCCCCAGCCCCCCCUAAUCUCCGCGUAUGGGGUCAGGGCUACAUUUCUCAUGAUAUGAGCCUAAUUAAUUGAUAGGCUAAAUGAUCAAUGCAAAAUAAAUCUUUAUUGACCUUCAUUAACUUUCAUAUGUAAUGGUUCAGGUGAUACACCGAUUCAAACAUUUUGGAAACUUCCAGAAUAAAUGUCUGGACUUUAUUAGCAAAAUUAAAUUGAAAUAUUUGAACAUAAAUUAUAUUAACACAUACAAUAACUACAAACUGAAUAAUAACUAUCCAGGAAUGCAAAAAUUAAACAUUUGUCUGAAGACCACUCAACAUUCAUUCAUUUUCCAUGCCGCUUUUCCUCACGUCGUCCGUCUAAAUAAAGAAAUUAAGUAUAACUGAAAAAAGGUAAAACAUUAUCCCUUUUGUCCACAAGUGCAGCCAAACUCAACAAAACAUUUAAGACCAUAUAAAUAAAAUAAAAAUGAAACUUGGAGAAAAAGGGGGUAAACCUCGGUUCACUACAUUUCUUACAGUUUAAUUAACGCAGUGCUUCUCAAUUAUUUUCUGUUACGCCCCCCCAAGGAAGACGUAAAUGUUUCGCGCCCCCCCCCCCAACUCUCUGCCGCCACUGUAAAUAGUAUCAUUCGUCUAUAUUACUAUUAUAAGUACGCCUCAGCCUAACAUUGUGUCCUUUUUUUUCUAUUAAAGAAAAAAAGUAACAUAGAUCAACUUAUAAUAAAGUAUAACUUUUUUAACAUUGUGUUGCUUGUAACAGAAAAGACUUAACGCGCAUCAAUUUGCCUGAAGUUAAAAAAAAAAAAAAAAAAAAGUCACAUCCAAACUGUAAAAAUACACUCAAGGUACAUUUUUGACCAUUUGAUACUGAAAAAGAAAAUGUAAUAAAAUCAGUAAAUAAUAACAAAUUCAAAUUGAUUAGAAACAUUUACUCUUCAGGACAACAUGCCAAAAAAUUUGACCGAAAAAAAACAAAACUGAGUAGAAGGGGGGGGGAGUCUUUGGACAGAAGGAAAGUUUUUAUUUUCGCUGAUUCACCACAGUGCUCACUGGUUUACUGAUAUAACACUGACAAAGCGGGACGAUUGUGACAAUUGGCAAUAUUCGGCACAUUUUCGCUGAAAAACAAUCAAGCAGCUUAUCAAUGAGAUUGAGGUCUAAUGUCUUUAAGUGGCGUCUUAACUGAUUUGGCUUCUCCGCUAUAAUCAUUUUUAGACUCAGUAAACAGUGGUCUUUCCUCAUUUCCCACUAUAUUAAAAGUCAAAGGCAAACGGCCCGAAAAAAGCGCAUUCUCGGCGGCCGAGGGAGAACCGUAGGUGAGGGCGGUGGUCGUGACGAUCCCAAGCCGAAAACGGCACUUCUCGGCCGGACACGUGAGAACCGAAGAAGACAGUGGGUCGCUGCGUGAGUCCAGCUCUGCAUGAGUCUCUUCCGUGUACUCUUGCUUACUUCAAAAAUACUGCACGCACUUUGAAAAUGAGAGCGCCACUGCCACCCACGGAGUGGAUGUGCAAGUACACUUUAUUCUAUCUAGAACGGCAAAAAAAAAAAAAAAAAAAAAACAUGUUCCCCGAGGUCACUCGCGCCCCCCCUGGCAUCGCUCUGCACCCCCCUGGGGGCCACCAUUUGAGAAGUACUGAAUUAACGUUAACAGUAUAAAGCACACACAGGAGGACAGUUCUCUCGAAACAGGUACCUACUUGAGUUUUGCAGGUUAGCAUGUUAAUGUUAUGCUAACUCUGAUGCAGGUCAGAGUUUUAGUGGCAAAAUUAGUGGUGGGUUCCCCACCUCCACAUUAUUGAUGUCUUUUUACAUACAGUGGCGGCUGCUACUGGACAAAAAAACUUCUAAUAUCCCUCCUCUUCAAAGGGGGCGGAGGAGGCGGCAUGUUGUCGACAUGUAUUUCUGUUGGGGCUGUGAGUGUGUGUGUGUGGAGGGGGGGUAGUCAAGUCAUCAGCCAAUCAAACGUGUGUUUGAGGGGGGAAAUGGACUGGCACAUUCAGAAAGUGAAAAGGGGUAAUAAAUAAAUAAAAAUAAUUCACUUAAUAAUGGGAGGGUCAAUUCUAUCCUUACAACAUAUGGGAAGACAAUCUAAGUUACCUAUACAACUGAAGUCAUUAUAUAAUGCAAAUAAGGUUGCUUAAAAGUUGGUGUGGACAAUUUGACCAUCCUGAAAAGUAGGUAAUGUUAUGUCCCUACCGUCCCAAAGCAAACCUAUGCCCUUGAUCUUAACUCAUUCACUGCCAGCCUAGGUCACAGAGUAUGUGUUGUGGUAGUUAGUAUGAGAGAGAAAUUCAUAUUGAAAACACCUAUUGACGGCAAUAGACGUUCAAUCUAUUUCAGUUACUUCAGUUGAAAUGUAUUGGACGUCUACUGCCGUCAAUGGCAGCCAAAGAGUUCAGCUGUGUGAAGUCACAAGAGAUUUAUAAAAGAACAUUUAAAUCUAUGUCUUUAUUCUUUUUUUUCCCCACAAUUUAUUACAUUUUGUCAUGAUUCAUUUUUUAAAGUUUUAAUUUUUGUAUUUAGAAUUAUUUAUAUUUUUUAUUACUCAUUCUUUUUUAAGUAGUUUAAAAAAUAUAAUAUAUAUAUACUUAUUGCUAUUUAAAUAUUUGAUUUGUUCCCACCAAAAUAGAUCCUUCAACUAAUUCAUAUUCAUGCUUUCACUGUCAACUGCUGCUACUUCACUUCAAUUAUUUGCACUGCCUGAACAUACGACAACCUCAUAUACAGUAUAUUUUAUAUUUAUUUAGAUUUUAUACUUUGUUCUUGCAAGCCACUUUCAAGAUGUUUUACUUGUCCUGCACUGUAAAGAGAGAUGCUCCACAAUUUCGUUCUGGGGGGGAGGACCGGCGUCGGUGCUCAUGAAGCUGGCAGACCACAAGACCAAGACUGCCCUGCUUAACCAGCGCCGCCACCUGAAAGAGUCGAAGAUUUUUUUGAAUGACAACUUGACCCGCCGAAAUGCCGAAAUUGCAAGAAAAGCACGUCAACUCAAGAAAGCUGGGAAAAUAGCCAACACCUGGGUCUCGGAUUGCAGGAUCCUUGUCAAGAUGCAAGAUCUGAAGAUUAAAGCUAUUACGAGUCUUGACCAACUGAGCUCAAAUUAAUGAUGACAUCAACGGCGGGAGUCUCUACAAGAAUCUUGAACACAUUAAGGAUUAUCUACUAAAGGAUGGCAGAAGAAGACCCCAUGUCAUGUGACUGUUUUGUUUCAUUGCCCCCUGGCUCUCUUGAUGAUCACGUCAUUUUUGGGAAGAACUCUGACCGUCCCCGGGAUGAGGUGCAGGAAGUGGUCCAUUACCUCUCCACAUGCCAUCCCCCGGGCACCAUGUUGGAGUGUACGUACAUCCAGAUUCCUCAGGUAGAGCGGACACAUGCUGUCAUUCUUAGUAAACCAGCUUGGAUGUGGGGAGCUGAAAUGGGAGCCAACGAUCAAGGAGUAUGUAUAGGGAAUGAGGCAGUCUGGACUCGAGAGGCUAUCGCUCCUGGGGAGGCUUUGCUUGGCAUGGAUCUUGUGAGGCUAGGCCUGGAGCGUGGCAACAGUGCAUAUGAAGCGCUUACUGUCAUCACUGACCUGCUUCAGCAGCAUGGACAAGGGGGUCAGUGCAGAGAGGAUCCAGAACCCUUUAGCUACCAUAACACCUUCCUUCUGGUAGACCGACAUGAAGCCUGGGUGCUGGAAACAGCUGGAAGACUGUGGGUAGCACAGAAGAUAUCAGAGGGAGUGACAAACAUCUCCAAUCAGUUGACCAUCGGCACUGAGAUUUCCGCAGAGCAUCCGGAGCUGCGGAGCGUGGCCCAGGAACAUGGCUGGUGGGAUGGUGAAGGAGAAUUUAACUUCUCACAAGUCUUCAGCCCUGAGAAGCAACCGGUCAGGAUGGAGCUUGCCAAAAAGCGCUAUCAGGGAGGUGCGGAGCUACUACGUCAACAUGAAGGCUCCGUGACAGCAGAGGUGAUGAUGUCUAUUUUGAGGGACAAGUCCAGUGGCAUCUGCAUGGACUCGGGCGGGUUUUGCACCACUGGCAGUAUGGUGUCUAUACUGCCCAGAGAUACUAGCCUGCCAUGCAUCCAUUUCUUCACUGCUACUCCAGACCCCUCCCGGUCCAUAUUCAAGCCUUAUAUCUUCACUGAGGACUACACCCCUGUGCUUCGAGUGGUAUCCCCUCACUUUGGUUCUGAUGAUCCUGCAAGGAAGCAGCCACGCUUUCAGGAGCAGGUGGACCGCAGACAUGACCUUUAUAAGGCUCACCAAGAGGCACUAGAUACCAUGAAGAAUGAUCCGGAUAAGGGCUUAGCUAUCUAUGAGAUACUGAGGGAACUCGAGGCACAAUGCCUGAGUGAGAUUUCAUCCAUGUUGAGUGGGGAGAUACCAGGCGAUGAACUGGGAAACUUGUUUUUUGACUGUGUGGACACUGAGAUCAAGUUCUAUCAAUGACAGGUGGGAUAAAUAGUUAGCAUUUUUUCCAAAAUUAUUAUCACACUUAAAAAUUGGCCCUGUACGACAACUUUCCUAAUAGUUUUUAAAACCUGGAAGUUUAUAAUCAAUUAACUGUGGGUGUUUAGUUUUAAGUGAAUCUAAUGAAAUGACUUAAAAUUGUUUUGAUAUUUUCUCCCAUCAAGUUGGAAUAAUUAGAAAGGUCACUGUGGUGCCCGUGGAUUAUUCUCUGCAUGUACAUGAAGCUGUAUGAUCAAUUAUUUUUUUCUACAGCGGUUUCAACUGCUCAUUCCCAGUAAUUAGAUAGUUUCAAGAAAGGCUGUGACGGGAUACAUGGACUGUUUCUUCUCUAAAUUGCCUCUGCAUCACCUUACACACCGCUAAUACCAUUAUGACAUUAAUAACACUCAUUGUGGAAAAUGCGUCUGAUCAUUAUUUUGACCUCGGGACAAAGACCUCAGCAGCAUUAAUAAUGGUAUAAAUGGUACAUGCACUAAUGUAGCAGUGGUUUUGCACUUUAGUAUUUUAUGGAAUAUCUUUCAAGCGUGAUUUGUUGUUCAACACAAAAGAUUGUAAUGCGUUGGCUACAUGAACGAGUUGAAAUAAAGAGUGUUUAGAAUGGGAUCUGUUUGUGUUCAAAUUGUCAUUGGCAACUGAGAGAGCUAUACACAUUCAAGAAAAUCAGCUACAUUUACACUCACAUUAAAUUUUAUGAACAAUUUAGAUUAGCAUUCAAUCAAGAUAAAGUGACUAUUUCUACGUGAAAGAAAAUCACAAGAAAAUCACAUAUAUAUGGAAAAUGCCCCAUUUUUUUGCUGUUCAACUGUACAUAGCAGGUUAAACAUAAAUUUUGUGAUAAAAAUUGUGAUAGGUUUGGCAAGGUAUCUUUAAAUUAAAGUAACAACCUAGAAACAAAUACGAUCUACUACAUCUAUCGCCGUCAGUGGCAGUAAAACAUGAUCACUAAGUUCUAGCUAUCCCAGUUGAAAUGUAUUUGAUGUCUAUCAAUGUCAAAUGUACAAUGGCUUAAGCAUAGUUUGAAU